Bradysia coprophila is the source of this 3227-nucleotide messenger RNA. It is a transcript of the gene Cpr, whose product is annotated as Cytochrome P450 reductase. NCBI's taxonomy places the organism in Eukaryota, Metazoa, Arthropoda, Insecta, Diptera, Sciaridae. Gene Ontology annotation, cellular component: cytosol. Gene Ontology annotation, biological process: response to hormone. The record is from RefSeq and is a predicted model, not a curated record. Gene Ontology annotation, molecular function: FMN binding; flavin adenine dinucleotide binding; NADPH-hemoprotein reductase activity.
CAGUCAGUAUCCAUAUUCCAAUUAGAUUGAAAUGGAUGGAACAGCACUCACACACUCGUCCAGCAAAAUAUUAUAUUCCAUUUCGAUUUUAAUUUCGUUCUUUUUUAAUUUUUUUGUUAUUUCUACUUUGACUUUUUAGUUGUUCGGACGUGUUUUUCCACCACAAUAAAAACUAUACCGAGAGGGACUGGAUUAUGAUAAAAGUGUCUUAUGUUUUUACACACAAUUGUUCGUACUCAUAUGAUUUGAUUCGGAUUUUGCCUCGUCAUUAAUAUAAAAACUCUGUCGAAAAAGUGUUCAAAAUUCCAGUAUACAAAUAUAUAAAAGUUUUGCCAUUUUUUUUCUCUCUUGUGUAUUUGCUGCUGGAUUACAAUAAUGUGUCCACAGAGUGUAGUAUGAAUUGUGUGUUGGUUUUUUUUGUUUGAAUAAUAGUCCAAAGUGUAAAAUUCAUUUCCAUUCGUUGUUGUUGUUUUUUUCAACUGGUCUGUCAAAGUGAUAUGAAUGUGUUUUAAUAGUGCAAUUCAAAUCGUUCAUCAGUCCAUUAUUGAUUUAUACACGUGACAUUUUGAACGUGUCAUUUAAUAUUCGUAUUUCGUAUAAAUACAACAAAAAUAGUGCUGUGGUGGCUGUGAUUAAGGGCAGAAUUAGAAAAUCAAUCCAUUGAGCGAUUUUAAUUGAAUAUUCGGAUACGAAAAUUUAACAGCGAAAUAUAAAUCAGAGAAACGAUAAAAAAUGGAUCAAAAAGAGGAAGACGUUUCCGCCGUUCCCGCAGCAGAGGAACCAUAUUUAGGCACACUAGAUAUAAUUCUACUAGUUGUAUUAUUAGGUGGAGCAGUAUGGUAUCUGUGGAAAAAGCGAAAUCAAAAAGAGGUCCAACCGGAACGAACAUACUCGAUACAACCAACAGCCAUAAACACAAUGCAAAUAUCGGAGAAUUCGUUCAUAAAGAAACUGAAAUCGUCCGGUCGAAGCUUAGUGGUGUUCUAUGGUUCACAAACUGGAACGGCCGAAGAAUUUGCCGGCCGACUGGCCAAGGAAGGUAUUCGGUAUUCGCUGAAAGGCAUGGUCGCCGAUCCAGAAGAAUGUGAUAUGGAGGAACUGUUGCAGUUGAAAACAAUUGAAAAAUCGUUGGCUGUAUUCUGUUUGGCCACAUACGGUGAAGGUGAUCCAACCGAUAAUGCUAUGGAAUUUUGGGAAUGGAUACAGGGCGAUCUGGAUUUGACUGGACUGAACUAUGCGGUUUUCGGAUUGGGCAACAAAACGUACGAACACUACAACAAAGUAGCACUGUUCGUGGACAAACGUCUUGAAGAAUUGGGCGCAACGAGAGUGUUCGAAUGUGGUCUAGGAGAUGAUGAUGCCAACAUCGAAGAUGACUUCAUCACAUGGAAGGAACGUUUAUGGCCAUCGGUCUGCGAUUUCUUCAAUAUCGAAAGUACCGGCGAAGAUGUGCUUAUGCGCCAGUAUCGAUUACUGGAACAAACGGACGUAGCUACCGAUCGAAUUUAUACAGGCGAAGUGGCCCGACUACAUUCGCUGCAAAGUCAACGUCCACCGUAUGAUGCCAAAAAUCCCUACCUGGCUCCAAUCAAAAUCAACCGAGAAUUGCACAAAGGUGGCGGUCGCUCGUGUAUGCACAUCGAAUUCGAUAUUGAGGGAUCGAAAAUUCGUUACGAGGCUGGUGAUCAUGUGGCUAUGUAUCCGGUCAACGAUACCGAAUUGGUGGAAAAACUUGGCAGAUCGUGCAAUGCCGAUUUGGAUACCGUGUUUUCGCUGAUCAACACCGAUCUGGAAAGUAGUAAAAAGCAUCCGUUCCCUUGCCCGACCACAUAUCGUACUGCGUUGACGCAUUACUUGGAAAUCACUGCACUGCCACGUACCCACAUUCUGAAGGAAUUGGUCGAAUAUUGUUCGGAUGAAAAGGACAAAGAGUUCCUCAAGUUGAUUUCGUCAACAUCAGUGGAGGGCAAAGCCCAAUAUCAAACUUGGAUUCAAAAUGCAUCUCGCAACAUUGUGCACAUUUUGGAGGAUAUCAAGUCGUGUAAACCUCCCAUCGAUCAUAUCUGCGAAUUGCUGCCCCGUUUACAGCCACGCUACUAUUCGAUAUCGUCAUCGUCCAAAUUGCAUCCGACUACUGUACAUGUGACAGCCGUUCUAGUUAAAUACGAAACGCCAACCGGUCGCAUUAACAAAGGCGUUGCCACAACCUUCCUAGCGGAAAAGCGUCCGACGGAUGGUGCCGAUCCGCCACGAGUGCCAAUUUUCAUUCGAAAGAGUCAAUUCCGAUUGCCCACACGCGUCGAAACGCCAGUUAUUAUGAUCGGUCCGGGCACUGGGCUCGCUCCGUUCAGAGGAUUCAUACAGGAAAGAGAUUUAAGUCGCAAAGAUAAUCAAUCGGUCGGCGAUACGAUUCUGUAUUUCGGUUGCAGGAAGAAGGCCGAAGAUUUUAUUUAUGGCGAGGAACUUGAAGACUAUGUGAAGAAGGGAACCUUAAAUUUGCGAGUUGCUUUUUCUAGAGAUCAAGCCCAUAAAGUCUACGUAACGAAUUUGCUGCAAGACGAUGCUGAUCUGGUAUGGCAAAUUGUUGGCGAGAAAAACGGACACGUUUACAUUUGCGGUGAUGCAAAGAACAUGGCAACCGAUGUGAGGAACAUUCUGAUGAAUAUCAUCAAAACGAAAGGAAAUAUGUCGGACAGCGACGCUCAACAAUAUCUGAAAAAAAUGGAUGCACAAAAGCGUUACUCGGCUGAUGUUUGGAGUUAAUCGAAUCGUGGUCGCAUUUUUAUUUCGGUUUCGUUGCGACACACAGACACAUCCACACACACAAAAAAAAUGGUCGUUUUCUUUUCUAAAUCAAUUUCCUGAUCAAAUAUAUUGAAGUCAGUUAGUGGAAUCGAACAACAAACAGACAUUUUUGUUUAAAUUUUCGCUGAAAAAACAUUUGCUGCUAGCUAAAUUCAAUCCAAAACAAAAAAUUUAAACUAAUUUUACAGAAACGCACUGUUAAAUUAUUAUUCUUAUAUAAUCGAGUCAUAGCCUAGAGAUGAAUGUGAAUUGGAUAUAAUAUUGUGUUGAUAACGUGAAAAGUGUCGCAUAAUUUUCGCCUAACACAAUGGAUUUGUGUGGGAUGUAGUGCCUUUUCAAUUUUUUAAAAUUUGUCGAUAAAUUUGAAAUUUAGUUGGAUCUGUUUGGGCUGCACAACACUUUGAAUUAUUAUUAAAAAAAAA